Neurospora tetraspora is the source of this 1889-nucleotide messenger RNA. RefSeq names its product protein-tyrosine phosphatase-like protein. Gene Ontology annotation, cellular component: nucleus. Gene Ontology annotation, biological process: protein dephosphorylation. Bases 138 to 1412 code for a protein of 424 amino acids. The transcript has 2 exons. The record is from RefSeq and is a predicted model, not a curated record. Gene Ontology annotation, molecular function: protein tyrosine/serine/threonine phosphatase activity. Lineage: Eukaryota; Fungi; Ascomycota; Sordariomycetes; Sordariales; Sordariaceae.
CGACAGAUGAUUGACGAGCAAACUCGUCGUCUUGCGAUAGCUUCGGAAAGUUCACCUCUAUAUCCUUCAGCGUCGCCAGAUCAAACCGAUCCUCAAAGCGAGUCAAUAUCAAGUGCACUCCAAGGACACCGGUCGCAAUGGCGCUACGACUAAACCGCAUCAACGGGCGCGAAGAUCUCUUCGUAGGAGGCAUCUUCAGCGUCAACCGCGCCCGACUAAUCGAAGAAAGCAAGAUCACGCAUAUCCUCUCCGUCAUCAACAACACCCUCCCCGCCGACCCCGCGUUCCGCAACGUUCAACAUCUCAGCAUCGACAUUGACGAUGUGGAGGAGGCCGAUAUUCUCGUUCAUUUCCCCAAGAUGGUCCGCUUCAUCGAGCGCGGACUGUACGGCGACGAAGUAGCUUCGAUAACCCUCGGAGGGAAUAAUGCGCCCCCGACCACGAACGCGAGCGCAAAGAUCGACGACGAAACAGCAGCGGACGCCGAUGCUAUAACCGCCGCGUCACCCACCACGACCACCACCGAAACAUCACAACACCACCAAGAACACCAACAACAACAACAAAACCCCGGCGCAGUCCUAGUCCACUGCGCCAUGGGCAAAUCCCGCUCCGUCUCCGCCAUCGUUGCCUACCUCCUCUGGAAACACCCGCACCGCUUCGGGCGAUCCGACCCUUCCACGCCCGCGCGCCGCGCCGUCACGCAGGCCGUCAACUGGGUGCGGCAGACGCGUCCGAUCGCCGAGCCCAAUGACGGGUUUAUGUCCCAAUUAGAGCUGUGGUGGACCAUGGGGUGCCCUACCGAAAGUGACGACGCGGUCGAGAACCACCCUGCCUACCAGAGGUGGCUGUACAAGCGCGAGGUGGAGGACGCGACGAGGAUUGGAAGGGUGCCGGAUUGGAUUCGGUUUGAGGAUGAGGAGGCUGCUAAGCUUGCCGAGAAUAAUAAGGAGGGGGCCGAUGGGGGUGCGGUGCUAAGUCUAAGAUGCAAAAAGUGUCGGCGCACACUGGCGACGAAGCCGUUUAUUGUUCCCCACCAGGGCAAGGGGAAUAGCGAAAAAAGGGACUGCGGCCAUUACUUCGUCGAAGCGCUGUCGUGGAUGCGCCCGACGCUGGAGCAGGGCGAGCUGGAGGGCAGACUAACGUGUCCGAACCAAAAGUGUCUGGCGUCCGUGGGGAGGUACACGUGGCAGGGGUUUAGGUGUAGCUGUGGCGACUGGAUCGCGCCGGCGUUCUCGCUGCAGAAGAGCAAAGUGGACGAGGCGACGGCGGCGCCGCAUCCGGGUGGUAGGGGGCCUGGUGGUGCGGACAUGGCGGCGAGGAUGGCGGCGUUGGGGAUUAGGAUGCCUCCUGGUGCUGGGGCGGCCGGAAGGGUACCCCUGGGUGGUCAGGGGCCGAAGGAGAACCUCUGAACCACGGUGGUUCAGUUCGGUCUAGAGGUCCAUCCAUGGCUAUGCUAUGCUAUGCUAUGCUAUGCUGUGGUGAUAAUGCCAUCCAUCGAUUCUGGCUUGCUGAACCGCGAUCAGAGCAGAUCUCUUUGGAGCCCUUUGGGGCAGAAGCAAGCCCAGGACCAUUCAAUCCCCCGUCCUUCCUGACGGCCGUUUAUAGGAAGUAUCCACCCAUGGAACCUUUUGGUUUGCUGUUGUGGCCUCGCGGCUCAUCCAUCUUGGGACAUUCCCUACCUACCUACGUUCAGAGGCAAACACCCCGGAAUAUAUCCAAGUGCGGUCCGCAGCUGCAAGUCCCGUCUGUUGAGGGAAUGGGGAUAUCACCCCGGACAUCCAAGUGUGGGCCGUACGUAAACACUGCGUUAUACCUGAAUCAGCCUGGUGAUUGUGCUGUCCCCUUAGACUAGCUCUCUAUGCCUUGGGAUUCCUCAGGCUCGUGGC